UUCCACAUCUACCACCACACCCAGGGCCCCCCCAUGAUCGACGAGUACCUCCCUAUGGACUCCAUACGAUAUGGAGUUGUUGAAGGCCUUGAUGCCGUCAACAAUUACAUACUGGAGGGAAACCUCGAUCAGCGAUUGAGGAACCUUGUUGACUACAUAAGGCGGUUCUGGGUUGGAGUAGUGGGGGUGGAAACCCUCUCAACGUUCGAGGCUCCAAGGAGAACGAAUAAUCAUCUUGAGAGUUUCCACUCCAGAUUACUGGAAGCUUUCGGCAUUAACCUCGACGUAUGGAAUUUCAUAAGAAAGCUACGAACAGUAGAGCAUACGGCCUUCUGCAAUCUUCAGAGGAUCAACCGAGCUGAGGAUCCUCAAGAAAUUAGGAGAAGGAGACAUAGCGACAAUGUCACAGAGGACAUUAGAUCGGCCAUGUCACGUCUCACAGCUGGCCGAAUCACGGUCAUUCAGUUUCUCAUGAAAGUGGGCCACUGUGCAGAUAAUAUUAUAGUUUUGAAUAGACGCCAAGAGCGGACGACAUAGCCGUUGACAUCGAUUGGAUGUUGCCGGUAGC
Messenger RNA from Nilaparvata lugens (brown planthopper), 568 nucleotides. RefSeq lists its product as uncharacterized. NCBI's taxonomy places the organism in Eukaryota, Metazoa, Arthropoda, Insecta, Hemiptera, Delphacidae. The coding region runs from base 34 to 537 and encodes 167 amino acids. The transcript is spliced from 2 exons. The record is from RefSeq and is a predicted model, not a curated record.